Molecule: messenger RNA, 648 nt
Organism: Pyricularia pennisetigena
Lineage: Eukaryota; Fungi; Ascomycota; Sordariomycetes; Magnaporthales; Pyriculariaceae
Exons: 2
Coding region: 1-648 (215 amino acids)
Source: RefSeq, a predicted model, not a curated record
AUGAAGACAUGCCCUGACUCCCCUCCAUACAGCUUCCACGACGGGCCUGCGGGGCAGAAGACGAGGAAAGACGACGACGAGCUCCUCCUCCCCCUCGACGAUGAUGACGAGGUAGAAACGCACCUCGAAGCCCAGCGGGGCCUCAUUGAUGACGACGUCCCUGAUUUUCUCGGUCGGGAUGAAGCGGUUCUUGGGGCCCCCGAGCGUCGGGAGGAUGAAGCCGUCUCCCUGGGAAAUGGUCUGGACGCCGAGGCCCCGCAGGACCAGGAGCGUCUCGGACCUGUAGAUGCGCAGCUGCGCGGCGUGCAGCAGCACCAGGCACAGCGGGACGAGGAGAUAGGCCGGGCUGGCGGCCGACAGGGACGCAAAGACGCGGCCCGGCGGCGAGGCCAGGCCCAGCUGCAGGAGACGCACCGCGAGCUCCGAGAGGCCUUCUGGCGAGAGCAGCGGCGACGACUCGGGCCGGUCGUCCCCGUCGUGGCAAGCAGGACGGCCGAGGCCGCGAUGAUGACGCGUCCCACCGUCACGGCAGCCAAGAGGACGCGCAGGCCAAGGGUGAGUGGCGGGCGUGUCGUCACGGUGAACUCGGCGGUCGUCGAGGAGGACGACCGACGAUCUAGAUGCACGGGCAUGAUUGAGAUGAAAUGA